AUGGAACCAGGCAAUGAAACGGGGAUUUCAGGAUUUCUUCUUAUGGGAUUUUCAGAGGAAUUAGAAUUGCAGUCCUUCACAUUUGGGCUUUUUCUCUCCAUGUAUCUGAUCACUGUGCUUGGAAACCUGUUCAUCAUCUUGGCUGUCAGCUCUGACUCCCACCUCCACACACCCAUGUACUUCUUUCUUUCCAACCUGUGAUUUGUAGACAUCUGUUUCACCUCCACCACCAUCCCAAAGAUGUUGGUGAACAUCCAGAUGCAGAGCAAAGUCAUAACCUAUGCAGGUUGCAUCACCCAGCUGUACUUUUUCGUAAUCUUCUCUGGGCUGGACAUCUAUCUCCUGGCCGUGAUGGCCUAUGAUGAAUUUGUGGCCAUCUGUCACCCCCUGUACUACAUGGUCAGCAUGAACCAUCAGCUCUGUGGAAUCUUGCUUCUAGUGUCUUGGAUCACAAGUGUCUUGCAUUCUUUCUUACAAACCUCAAUGGUGUUGCAGCUCUCAUUCUGUACACAUGUGGAAAUCCCCCACUUUUUCUGUGAACUCAAUCAGAUGAUCCAACUUGCAUGUUAUGAUACCUUUCUUAAUAAUAUGGUUAUGUAUUUUACAGCUAUGCUGCUGUGUGGUGGUCCCCUCGCUGGUAUAAUUUAUUCUUACUUUAAGAUAGUUUGCUGUAUAUGUGGAAUCUCGUCAGCUCAAGGGAAGUGUAAAGCAUUUUCCACCUGUGCAUCUCACCUCUCAGUCGUCUCCUUAUUUUUUUGUACAAGCCUAGGAGUGUACCUCAGCUCUGCUGCUGGCCAGAGCUCACACUCAAGUGCAACAGCCUCAGUGAUGUACGCCAUUGUCACACCCAUGCUGAAUCCCAUCAUCUACAGUCUGAGGAAUAAAGAAAUAAAAGGGGCUCUGAAAAGAUUCUUCGGGAUGGCACGUUCAAAAGGGCCAGUUAUACUUGGGCAGAAGAAAUGCCCAGAAUUGCAGGACUCAAAGCCUCAGAGUCAGAAUUGUGCUUUUUUAAUCACAUUGCAGAAGUAG
Equus quagga is the source of this 1029-nucleotide messenger RNA. RefSeq names its product olfactory receptor-like protein OLF4. Gene Ontology annotation, cellular component: membrane. The record is from RefSeq and is a predicted model, not a curated record. Gene Ontology annotation, biological process: G protein-coupled receptor signaling pathway. Gene Ontology annotation, molecular function: G protein-coupled receptor activity; olfactory receptor activity. The transcript has a single exon. Lineage: Eukaryota; Metazoa; Chordata; Mammalia; Perissodactyla; Equidae.